UCCAUCAGUCCGUCUUUCCCUCUCUCUCUCGCUUGUUUGCUUCAUCAGUCUCGCUCCUUCCUCGAACUCACUUCUCCUGCCUCGGCCUUUCGUUGAAGAACUGCUGUUCGUCUCUCGUUUUCACCUUGGCCUCGCCCACUGCUUCUCCCUUCCCCUCCCCCACCGACACUUUGUUGGAGGUUGCUACUCCUACUAUCUAGAUACUAAUCUACUAUCUACGACCAUUCUCCACAUCCCCUCCCUCUCCAUCUUCUCUCUCUUCCAGCACCAUGGCUGCCGCGGCGAAUUCAACCCCUGCGUCGGUCUUUCCUCGUAGUCAUGUUGGUUUCGACAGUAUCACUUCUCAGAUUGAGCGAAAGCUGUUGAAGCGUGGAUUUCAGUUCAAUGUGAUGUGCGUCGGACAAACCGGCCUGGGAAAGUCGACCUUGAUCAAUACUAUCUUCGCUUCUCACCUGAUCGACUCCAAAGGUCGCCUGGCCCCUAACGAACCCGUUCGUUCAACUACCGAAAUCCAAACUGUCUCGCACAUCAUUGAGGAGAAUGGCGUGCGUCUUAGGCUAAACAUCGUCGACACCCCGGGCUACGGCGAUCAGGUCAACAAUGACAGAUGCUGGGAUCCUAUUGUGAAGUACAUCAAGGAUCAACACUCCGCAUAUCUCCGAAAGGAGCUUACUGCUCAGCGUGACCGCUAUAUCCAAGACACCCGCAUCCACUGCUGCUUGUUCUUUAUCCAGCCAUCUGGCCAUGCUCUCAAACCCAUCGACAUUGUCGUCCUGAAGAAGCUCUCUGAUGUGGUCAACGUGGUUCCCGUCAUCGCUAAAGCCGACUCGCUUACUCUCGAGGAACGCCAGGCGUUCAAGGAAAGAAUCAAGGAGGAGUUCGCCUUCCACAAUCUGAAAAUGUACCCCUACGACAACGAUGAGCUUGAUGACGAAGAGCGUGCAGUUAAUGCUCAAAUCAAGGACAUCAUUCCAUUCGCUGUAGUUGGUAGCGAAAGAACGAUCGUCGUCAAUGGCCAGCAAGUUCGCGGCCGCCAAAACCGCUGGGGUGUCAUCAACGUGGAGGAUGAGAAUCACUGCGAAUUCGUCUAUCUCCGAAACUUCCUUACUCGCACCCAUCUCCAGGACCUUAUCGAGACGACGAGCCAGAUUCACUACGAGACAUUCCGUGCGAAGCAACUUCUGGCACUCAAGGAGAGCAGUGCUGCUGGCGGCCAUCCUGGUAGCAGCCGGCCCAUUAGCCCCUCAGCGGACAGAGAGCUAAGCCGUAACUCGCAACGCAUGACCAUGAAUGGCUAUUGAUGUCUGAGCAUUUCGCUUGGCCUUGCUUCUUUCUGUGGAUCAAACAUGGGCAGUGAGCCCAAUCAGGGUAACUUUCUUCCUUUUCUUUCCUUAAUGUUUUAAUCUUAUAGCACCAACUUCAUCUCGGCAUGCUUCUACAGAUAUCCUGUUUAACUUGAUAAUUCCUUGAUCGUACCCGUCGUCACUUGAACAAUGUUAUUUGUGAGGAAGUGACCUAAGUGACCUAACGACCUCGUGAUUUCCUAUGGCCUUUUCAUCGCAGAUCAAAUAAAAGCUAGCAACGAAGCGCUAGGCAUCAAUCGUAUCGUCGUUUCAUGUAUUUAUUUAUCUUGGCUCCAGUGAGAGGAAUAAUUGUAGAUCGCUUCAUGCGGAAAGUCGGAAGGCAGU
Aspergillus uvarum CBS 121591 is the source of this 1688-nucleotide messenger RNA. It is a transcript of the gene aspD, whose product is annotated as septin aspD. Gene Ontology annotation, biological process: cytoskeleton-dependent cytokinesis. The record is from RefSeq and is a predicted model, not a curated record. Gene Ontology annotation, molecular function: molecular adaptor activity; GTPase activity; GTP binding. The transcript is spliced from 6 exons. The coding region runs from base 270 to 1301 and encodes 343 amino acids. Gene Ontology annotation, cellular component: cell division site; septin ring; septin complex. NCBI's taxonomy places the organism in Eukaryota, Fungi, Ascomycota, Eurotiomycetes, Eurotiales, Aspergillaceae.